AUGCCAAAGUAUUUUUGCGAAUUCUGCAAUAAAACACUUUUGAACGAUAAACUGAGAAGUAGAAGAACACACUUCCAAGGUGCAAAGCACAAGCUGAUGAGAAAAGCCUAUUACAUGGAGGUGUUCGAGAAACCAGAAGUGGCUGCUGAAAUGGCAUCUAUUCUGAGAGAUAUAAAAGCUGAGGAUAAAAGAAUCGAGCAUCAGCAUUUAGAAAAACAACAGGACUCUUAUUUUUCUCUUCCGCCAGGAGAUUUUUACCUAGGCCUUGCUCUUCCAGAAGAGCCAUUGGGUUUUAGGCUUCCACCUGGAUUUGAUUUCCAGGACAAAAGAAACUUUCCUGAAAACAUUGCUGAGGCAAUAAAGAAGUACACAUAA
Molecule: messenger RNA, 375 nt
Organism: Encephalitozoon hellem ATCC 50504
Lineage: Eukaryota; Fungi; Microsporidia; Unikaryonidae
Product: U1 snRNP-specific protein C
Exons: 1
Coding region: 1-375 (124 amino acids)
Cellular component (GO): nucleus
Molecular function (GO): nucleic acid binding; zinc ion binding
Source: RefSeq, a predicted model, not a curated record